This is a messenger RNA of Naegleria fowleri, 2568 nucleotides long. RefSeq lists its product as uncharacterized. The transcript is spliced from 5 exons. The coding region runs from base 1 to 2568 and encodes 855 amino acids. Gene Ontology annotation, biological process: cAMP biosynthetic process; intracellular signal transduction. Lineage: Eukaryota; Heterolobosea; Eutetramitea; Acrasida; Naegleriidae. The record is from RefSeq and is a predicted model, not a curated record.
AUGCCUCAUUUGGAUGGGUUUGAGUUGAUCAAUAGUAACAAUGUUCUACAAUACUAUUGUGAUAUCUCCUCAACAACAGAAAAAAUCAACAUGAAAGACAAUUUGAAAGUACAUCCAGUAAUACUUCCAAAUUACACGACAAGUGACAGUUCUUCGUCUUUAGGAUCACUUUCAGCUUCCCAUGACUCCUCGAGUUUGAGUUUUGCUCAGGCCUUCCAUGCCAACCUCAACGCGGAAGGUAAAAGUAAAACGAGCAGGUUUCUGAGAUCAAUUUGUCCAGCUCCUCAUUCCUUGCAAAACAUUUUACUGGCAAUUUUCAUUUUGCAGACCGCGAUUUGUAUUGGCUCGAUGAUACUUCUUAUUUACUCGAGUGGGGAGAAAUCCAUCGAUAAUAUUGCCACCAUUCAAUCUGAUUCCGUUUACAGAGAUAUCGCAGCUCACAUGGCAAACUCUAAAACAAUUCUCGAACAAUUGCAUGAACAACUGUCAGUGGUCAAUCAUUUUCAAAACGAGACCUUUGAUUGGUCGAUCUAUUCUCGAAAGAUUAUUAAUGUUUUUGCUCCUACAAAACUUGGAUAUGACAUGGCUACAAUUUUUCACUAUGCGAAUAGUUUAAAAAUGUUGGCAAAUAUUGAAAUGUCAGCUGUUAGAAAUCGUGUUGGAUUUGCUAAUGGUGAUGGAAUUCUCAAACUCUACUCCUAUGACAAGUAUUAUCAGGCAGAAACCUUAAUGCAGACUUCAACUGGAUUUGAUCCAACAAAACGUCCUUGGUAUUUGGCAGGCUCUACAAAAACCUUUCCUGACUAUGCAUGGAGUACUGUUUAUAACAACUUUGCACUCAACAGCAUUUCGAUCGGGGCUGCAACUACGGUGAACUUUAACACUUACAACAUUUCCACUUCAAAUAAUGUCAUUUCCAAAGUUCCAAUCACUCAAAUAUUAGUUGCACACUUUGAUUUGUAUCAACUCGAUUAUGUCCUUAACGACACUAUUAAGCAAUAUCGGGACAUGCAAACGAAAUCAAUGCAAAUUGUCGUUCUUGAAAGAAGUGGAUAUAUUCUCACUACAUCGAUUGGAGUUUCAGCGAUAAAUGUUACAGAUAUGAGUCGAGUUCAUAUGAAUGCAACGAAUACUAUUUUUGCGAAGAUUGUUCCCAUUCUCAUGUCCAAAAAUAUUAUUUUGAAAGAUCCCAAAAAUGGAAAUUUGUCAGAACUCGCGACCGUUAAUAGAACACAAGUGUUUUAUAUUGACCAAUAUCGAGUAUCUCUACAAUUUCUCAAUGAUGGUAAAGGAUUGGAUUGGGUCAUUGUUUUGGCCACUGAAAAUUAUGGAUUUGUCAAAACAGUAUUCACAAGCUCUCCAGAACUUCUUUCACUUUCAAUCAUCUUGGUAGUGUUGGGAACUAUUAUAGCCAUAGCCAUGACUCAACUUCUUUCGUACUCAAUUAUGAAAGUUGCGAGAGACAUGUCAAAAAUUUCACGUCUUGAAGUGGAACAAGUGAAAAGUUCAAAACUGCUCAAAACAGUUCAUGAAUUGCACUUGCUUCAAGGUUCCACAAAAUUAGUGAAAAGUGCUCUUCAUUCCUUCAUCAAGUACAUUCCGAGAGAUAUUGUGAAAGAUAUUGUCAGAAAUGGUAUUGCAGCCAAAGUGGGUGUCACAAGUUGCAGCACAUCUAUCAUGUUUACAGAUAUUGCAGAUUUUACAACAUUUUCAGAGACUGCACAUGUUUCGAUCUUGUUGAAAGUACUUUCUGAAUAUUUUAGAAUUAUUACUGAGGCUGUCGAGGCAAAUAAUGGAGUUAUUGACAAAUUCAUUGGAGAUGGAACUAUGAGCCUAUUUUCACAUCCAUUGAAAAUUGUGGAAGAUCAUGCAGAGAGCUGUUGUCACGCUGCUCUCCAAGCAAUGGCAGGAAUCGAAAAAUUAAGAGAAACUUGUAGACGAGAAGGAUGGCCACAAAUCAAAAUAAGAGCUGGUAUCAAUACAGGAAACGCCAUGAUUGGAAAUGUGGGUUCGAAAGAUCGUUUCAAUUAUACGGCCAUUGGUGACAGUGUAAACACAGCAGGUCGAUUGGAAACUCUCAACAAAAGAUACGAUACGAGCAUUCUCAUCGGUCAAAACACGUACGAUCUUGUCUCAAAGAAAUUUUUGUGCUUGUUCGUUGAUAUUGUCAAGUUGAAAGGAAAAGCAAAACCCAUCGAAGUUUAUGCUUUAGAAUCAGAGAUCGUCGAGGCUUCCAAAAAACAAGUGAUGGUUCAUGAUUAUCUGCAACAAGCAAAAGAAAACAUGACAGAAAGGAACUACACACAAAUGAUCUCAAUAUUGGAUCAAGCAAUCGAAUCGAUUGACGAAUGGAUUGAAGAUGAGGAAGCUAAAUGUCAAGAAAAUGACGUGUGUGAAUUGAACCCAUCGAAUCCUAAUUGGUACGGUCACGAGGAUAUUUGUUUCUCGAAUUUGAAAUUUAUUAAGGAUUUGAGAAGUCGAGCGGAAGAAUUGAAUCAAUUGGCAGUUCAUUCAUCGGUGGUUGAAAAAUCUUUCAUGGAUUUCACACUCACUCUCAAUGAAAAAUAA